AUGGUCAGCCCGGACAAUACCUGCGGAACGCUUUUUAAUGGUGCCAACAAAAACUAUUCGUGUGAUGCAACAGUGAACGCAGGAGGCUGCUGCUCACAAUAUGGCUAUUGCGGAAACACUACAGACUAUUGUGGAUUGGGUUGUCAAUCUUCUUUCGGGACCUGUUCGACCACUACUACACCCCCAGUUGAAGACGAUUUCACUUGUGGCCCAACAAAUGGUGGGAAGAUAUGCGCCAAUGGACUUUGCUGUAGUCAGAACGGAUAUUGUGGAAAUUCUACCCACUACUGUGAUACAGGCUGCCAAUCUUCGUACGGCAUCUGUGCCUCUGGGUCCAAUCCUGCUCCUGAAGGCACUUGCGGGCCAAAUUCUGGGGGUGCGAAGUGCUCCGAUAAUCAAUGCUGCAGCUUGUCCGGGUAUUGUGGGCUAGGUCAAGAUUAUUGCGCCGACCCCGGCAGUUGUAUGCUGGGUUAUGGCAGAUGUGAUUCUGAUCUCACUCCAGUUGGACCAUCAACUGCCAAUGCCCCCAGACCAUUAAGAGGUUUGAUUAGCUACACGGAAGACAUCUAUGAUUGCGAUCAAACUAACGUCGUUGCUUUGACAUACGACGAUGGGCCAUAUCAGUACACUGCCGAACUGCUAGACCUCCUCAAAAAGUAUGGCUUCACAGCCACAUUCUUCAUGACUGGAAACAACAAUGGAAAGGGAUCAAUUGAUACCACUGCACCGUAUCCCGACUUGAUUAAGCGUAUGGUUGCUGAGGGCCAUCAAGUAGCAUCACAUACCUGGUCUCACUACUCGCUGUCCAAUAGCUCCCACGAUCUUCGUGUUUCUCAAAUGGUGAAGAACGAGAUGGCAUUCAACAACAUUAUUGGAAUGUGGCCUACUUACAUGCGUCCACCUUAUUCCGACUGCACUCAAGAGUCUGGAUGCUGGGAUGACAUGAAAGCUCUCGGCUAUCAUCGUGUUUACUUCGAGCCCUCGAGUAGCUCCUUCCCUAACAAUACACAAGAUUAUCUAAAUCCUCUUCCUUCCCAAGUUCAGAACUCCAAGGAUAUCGUAAAGCAGCAACUGGCCAUCCCGGGUGUGACUGAUUAUCUCUCGAUCCAACACGAUAUUGUUCAGCAAUCCGUUGCAAACUUUUCAUCCUAUUACUUCGAUCUCAUCCAGAAGAAGGGCUGGAGAGGUGUGACAUCCUGCUUCCACGACAAAGUCUACUUCUACAACAAAGUCUACUUCUACAACAAGGAAGCCAAGUACACCAACGACAACUGCAGUUCCGGCAUCAACUACAAAAUCAUCUCUAAUCACACGUCCUACGGCUAA
Molecule: messenger RNA, 1326 nt
Organism: Cadophora gregata
Lineage: Eukaryota; Fungi; Ascomycota; Leotiomycetes; Helotiales; Ploettnerulaceae
Product: chitin deacetylase
Exons: 4
Coding region: 1-1326 (441 amino acids)
Biological process (GO): carbohydrate metabolic process
Molecular function (GO): hydrolase activity, acting on carbon-nitrogen (but not peptide) bonds; chitin binding
Source: RefSeq, a predicted model, not a curated record